Metopolophium dirhodum (rose-grain aphid) is the source of this 3531-nucleotide messenger RNA. RefSeq names its product MOG interacting and ectopic P-granules protein 1-like. The record is from RefSeq and is a predicted model, not a curated record. Gene Ontology annotation, biological process: regulation of gene expression. Gene Ontology annotation, cellular component: nucleus. NCBI's taxonomy places the organism in Eukaryota, Metazoa, Arthropoda, Insecta, Hemiptera, Aphididae.
GAAAUAAAAAAAAAUUGUUUCGUGUAUGUCUAAUAAUCCAGUUAUUAAUCUAUUUGAUGAUCCAAGUAAAAAGGUUGUUUUAAUAUGUGCACCAAUGGGCCGUGCCGCCGUGGUAGCAGAUUAUAAUUUCGGAAAUUGAUUCGUUUGUAUGAAUGUAAUUUAUGUUUGACACCAAUGAUAAUGGUCAAUUGUUAUGUCAGCUGAGACUAGGGCACAUUAAUUCCAAACUGGUACAGAUUCAUUUUCAUUAGCUUAACUAUUCAAUGAAAUGGCAGACACAGACAUUAAGCAAAUUAAUGAAACAAAUUUAAGAGUCAAAUUAGUUGGUAAUAACAAUAUCUGUGCAAAUUCUGAACAACUUAAACAAUCAAUUGAUUCACGAAAAACCAAUAAAAUGAUUGAUAAGAAUGAACAGAACUGUGGUUCUAUUUUAAAUUCUGAUAAAAGUAAUGAUGGUGAAGAGGAUUACUGUGAAAUAAAUUAUGAAGAUAAUGAUAGUGAAAAUGAACAUCAAAUUAAUAAUACAGACUGUAAAUCAGAUAAUAAUGUUAUCGAAGAUGAUCAGACUCUUCACAGUGAAAAUGCAACCAUAAAUAGUGACGAUUUGUUUGAUCCAGAAAACAGUUAUAAUCGUACCAAAGAAAUAAAUAUCAAUGACAAUGAAAAACAAAUGGAAGCCAAUGAUACAGUCAAUGAACAAAAAACAGAAGACAAUGAACAAAUGGAUGAUGAAGGUGAAGAGGACAAUGAAGAAGAUGAAAUAAUUGAUCAAAACGAUACUGAAAGUAGGUCAAAUGAGAUAAAAUUAUCAUUAGAAGAUUCUAGAAUUAAUCUUGAUAAAUCUGUGACUAUUGUUAAAGUUCCAAAUCCAAUGCAAAAUUCUGGUAGUAGUGGAAAAAAAAAAAUUAAAAGUUUACCUGACAUAACCUUAACUCCACGUAGAAGUACACGGAAUAUAAACAAACACAAAAGUUUUAGUGAUAACGACAAAGAGAAGGAAGAUAGUGUAAUAGUAGAUGACAACACUAAAAUUUUACCUAAGAAAUCACCAAUGAUAACCAAACCAAUUGUUGUUAAUGACACUAAAAAAUUUGUAAAAACUGCUGCUGAAACAAAACAAAAAAGUAAUAAAAAAAAACAGAACUUAGUUAUCAUUGAUACUAACAUGUUAAUAGGACAAAGUAACUUACCUAUUGCGGUAUCUAUGCAAUCAAACACCUCAAGUAGUGCAACGAAUGUUACUCGAACCGUUACUAAAUCGAUUCAAAAUUCCUAUAAUCGAGUACAACACUUGCAAACUACUAUCAAUCCUUUUAUAUUAACUACUUUACCAACUCCUGUUACAGUACCUACAAAUGUUCCAAAACCUCCAAUUAUAUUACCAACUUUAACUGAUGAUAUGUUUGUUGCUGAAGCCCCAUCUUUUAUUGUGCCUUAUAUCUAUGAAAAGCCAUCCAAUAAACAAUUUAAAGAAUACAUUGAAAAUUUAAAAAAAAUAAAAGUUGCUAAAGAAGAUGAAGAUGAAACUCAUUGCAAAGAAUCUUCAGAUAAGAAAAACGAAAAUAAUCAGAAAGAAAAGAGUAGUAAAAGAUCGGAAACUUAUGAAAAGAUGGAUAUUGAUGAGUUAGAAAAUGAUGUGUCUCGUUGCGAAAAAAUAAGAGAUGGCUGUAAAGAAAAUAGUCUUAAAAAUAAUAAAAACGGUGAUCAUAAAAUGUUUUAUGUAUUAGAAAGUACUAAAAAGGAUGAUUCAAUAUCCAAAAAUUUGUCUGAAUCAAUGGAUUUUAAAAAAAGCAUUACCGUUCUCACUGUUGAAUCUGAUGAAAAGAAAACUGAAGUUGUUAAACCAGAAAUUCAAAGUUCCAACUACUUUGAUAAUCCAUUGGGUAAGUUUUUCAUGCAAAUAGGUAUAAACCUUGUUAAAGAGCAUGUUCAACUUGAUCUAUUAGUUACACAGAGAAGAAAAAGAGAUCGCGAAGUUGAUAAAUGUCCUAAAGAAACUCACAUGACUAUUAGUUCUUUAAUUAAAACUUUAGAAUUUAGUAAAGAGAAUAAUGAUCCAUUCCAAUUUGGUUUAAAAAAAUGUGAAUUGUGUAAUUUUAAAACUGAAUCAAGUUUAGUAAUGGAUCAUCAUUUAGAGACUCCACAUAUGACAGCCAAUUACUGCUAUAGAUGUAAUUUUUGUACUUUCCAAGUACGCAGUCCUCAUGAAAUAUUACAACACAAUAUGGAUAUACAUAAUAUUAGAGGGCGCUUAGAAAGAGGUCCAGCUCUCCAUCAAUGUCCAUGUUGUCCAUUUGAAAAUAAAAAUAUGGGUAAAUUAACGAGACAUUUGAUUUCUUGUUCAAAACAAUAUCGACCGGAAAUCAAUCAGGCAACACCAUUAGAUUGGGAACCUCCGGCAAAAAUAUACAGGGUAUUGCGAAAUAAACAUUCAAUGAGUCAUGGUAAUGCUGUUUACCAAGCAACUAUAUCUGGAUUUAAACAACUUCCCAAUCCUAAUAUGUUGCAAUUACAACAGCAACAAUAUAAUAAAAUCGUUCUUUCUUCUGGUGUUAGACCUCAUGGCCGUACUGUUUUACCAGGACAGCGGUUUCCAGGAAUGGUGCCUUCUUUUCCAGCUACACUGCCAAAUCAAACUUUUGGAGGAAUUCUGCUUAAGAAUACUAGUAUUAAACCAAUCAAUCAACCAAUUAUUGGUAUUACACCUAAUUCAAUGAACAAAUAUCAGCAAAAUUCAAAAAUUAGUAAAUCUGUUAAACAGCCAAGUAUAGAUAUAACUCUGCCUCAAUCAUUUACAUUGAAUAGCACACAGUCAGAUUUUGUGUCUACCAUAUCUAAAACCAAACCACAACAAACUCAGUCGUCAUCCACUUCAACUAAUAGAAGCAAAAAACAAGCUUUUAUAAUUUGUGAAAUAUGUGAUAGCUACGUUAAAGACCUAGAACAAUUACGUAAUCACAUGCAGUGGAUACAUGAAGUGAAAAUUCAUCCAAUCAUGAUUUAUAAACAACCACCAUUUAACUGUCAAAAGUGUCGAUUUAGAUUUUUUUUUACUGAUCAAGGUCUUGAGAGACAUUUACUAGGAUCACAUGGUUUGGUCACAUCUAGUAUGCAAGAAGCUGCUAACAAGGGAAAAGAUGGUGGAAGAUGUCCAAUAUGUGCUGAAGUUUAUCAAUGGAAGUUAUUAAACCAUGUAAGCCAUGACCACUCUAUAACAUUAAAGCCGGCGCAUUUACUUUACAAAUGUAGUGUUUGUACUGUAACAUUUGGCAUGUAUAAACAGUUUGAAAACCAUGUACAUUCAGCACACAGUAAUGUAACUAAAAACUCAAACAGGAAACCUCUUAGUAAUCAACCUGUAGCUUCUUCAUCAACUUCUAUAACAUCUUCACCAAAGGUUUAAAUGAAAAAUAAUAUGAAGAUAUUUGGUUUUUAGUUUUGAAGAACACAAUAAAAAUCAAAGAUUGUUGGCUUACCCAGUUUACUUGAUAUUUUUAAUUUUGUUAACAUAUUAUCAGGUCACAAGGAUGA